Lucilia sericata (common green bottle fly) is the source of this 2390-nucleotide messenger RNA. RefSeq names its product solute carrier family 2, facilitated glucose transporter member 1 (gene sut1). Gene Ontology annotation, molecular function: hexose transmembrane transporter activity. Gene Ontology annotation, cellular component: membrane. The record is from RefSeq and is a predicted model, not a curated record. Gene Ontology annotation, biological process: monosaccharide transmembrane transport. Lineage: Eukaryota; Metazoa; Arthropoda; Insecta; Diptera; Calliphoridae.
GAGGAUUUAGUUUACUGGUUGGCUCCUAACAGGGAGCACCUAUUAUAAAUUCUAUUUCAAAUAAAAAAUUGCAAUAUUCUUUCGUGCAAUAAAUUGUUAUUAUUAAAAUCAUAUACUAUAUUUAGUGAAUUUUGUUUAUUUUUGUCUUUAAAUUAAAUUUAAAUAAAAUCUCACCAAGGAAAAUAAAAUGAAAAAAGACGUAAAAAGUGAAAGACAAAAGAUAAUUUUUUAAAUAAAAAUAAUAAAAAAAUGAUAAAAAUAUAUUCGUAGUAACAGUACUGAGUACUCUUAACAUUUGAUUUAGUUAAUAAUAACAACAAAAGAUAAACCACAUUGUGCAAAAAAUAAAAGAGUGUUUAAAAGAAAAAAAUAUUCUCAUAUUUGUUGUUGCUAUUCGACAGCUGUCUGAAAUUAAAUUCACACUUAUUAGUUCUUUUCUAACAUACACGUGAGCUCAUUUCAUUUAAUUUGAAUAUAAUAAAAAAAAAUAACGCAAAUUGUAUAUAUAAAGCACAACAAUGGAUCUUAGACAAUUAGAAGAAGAUGAGUCUAGUCGUUUAUAUCCACCACUCACAAAGAUGGAAAUUUGCACCAACACCACCGGCAAUAAUACUCAACAAUGUACUGAAAAAGUACCAAUAACAAUUAACAACAAAAAUACCAGAAUUAAGAGUUACAUCGAGAAACCUCAAUGGGGUAAACUAUUGACACUGGUGGGUUAUGCUUCAACAUUCGGUGCUGCUGUACCGGUGGGCUAUUGCAUUGGUGUGAUAAAUAGUCCGGCUACGCUUGUUAAAUCUUGGUGCCGGGAAAGUUUACUGCAGCGUUAUGAUUCCUAUUUAAAUGACUCCAAUUUGGAUGUGUUAUGGGCUUCUAUAGUAUCGGUGUUUUUGGUGGGUGGCGCCAUAGGCUCUUUAGGAGGAGCUGGUGCUGCCAAUAAGUUUGGAAGAAAAGGCUGUUUCUCAUUAGUGUUACUCUUUGCCCUAGGAGCCAUUUUAUUCUUUUUCUGUCGCAUGGCCAAUUGUGAAAUGUUAAUUUUAGGACGUCUUUUAGUAGGUUUAGCCUCUGGUCUAACCACCGCCACUUUACCCAUGUAUCUAACGGAAAUUGCUCCUUUAGUAUUACGCGGUACAUUGGGUGUAUUUUGUGCCGUUGGUGUCACAGGAGGCGUGGUUGUGGGUCAAGUUUUUAGUUUGAGAAAUAUAUGAACUGCUGAGCUAUGGCAUUAUGCUCUCAGUUUCUAUAUAGUUCUAGUGAUAAUCUGUUAUCUACCUUCAUAUUACUUCCCCGAAAGUCCCAAAUAUUUGUAUAUAGUACGCGGUAAUCGCGAGGAAGCUCAACGUGAACUUUUACGCUUAAGAGGUCCUAAUGCUGAGGCUAUCAUUAAACAAGAAAUUGAAGAAAUGGAUUUGGUUAAUGCUAAACUACAGACCAGUAGUUUUGGUUCGGUACUCAGAGAUCCUGCCUUAUUUUGCCUUUAUUAAUAGUCUGUAGUGUUUCAUGGUGGUCAACAGUUGUCGGGUAUAAAUGCGAUUUUCUAUUACUCGGUGUCUAUAUUUGAAAAAGCUGGUCUUUCUACUGCUGAUGCUGAGUGGGCCAAUUUGGGUGCUGGUUGCUUAAAUUUGGCCACUUUUCUGGGCCCUUUACUUAUGGCCAAAGUUAAUCGCCGUCCUUAAUGAUGUUUCUCUAGUGCCGUCUGUGCUGGUUUUCUUUUCACCAUUGCCUUUGUUUUACAUUAUAUUGAAGUAGCUAGUUGGUUCCCCUUGGCUUGUAUUGUUUGCAUUAUGGGCUAUAUAUUUUAUCAAUUCGGUUUGGGGUCCCAUACCAUAUUUAUUGGUUCUGAACUUUUUGAAGUAGCUCCUCCUGUUGCCAUGUCUAUGGGUAGUUUAGCUUCUUGGUCGUGUAAUUUUAUUAUAGGUAUGGCUUUUCCUCCACUCUCCAAUGCCUGGGGUGCCUUUGUCUUCUUGCCAUUUUCGGUGACCUGUACUCUGCUCUUUGUUCUUAAAUUCUAUUUACCCGAAACUCGCGGUAAAGAUCCCUCAGAAGUAGCACCUUUGGUAGCCAAAGGUUUUCGUUCUAAAGUGCAAUAAUUAUUAUAAAUAAAUAAUAAAUUAUAUUAAUUUUAAUAAAACUUUUAUAAGAUUUAAGUUGAAGCCUGUAUCUUUGUUCUAGCUAAUUAACUCAAGUGUUCAAAAUUUAUAUGGAAAAUUGUAACAAUAAUAUGUAAAGUGAUAAUGUUUAGGGGUUUUACUAUAUAAUGAUGCUUUAAAGUAACUUCUUGGUUAUAAAGUUUUUUUUUAUGAAAAUUUCUAAUUAUUUUAUUUUGUUUUAUUUCUAAACAUAAUUAGUUGGUAGCACAAUUUUAAAUAUAAAUUUUAGCUAAUAUUUUU